This is a messenger RNA of Humulus lupulus (European hop), 1102 nucleotides long. RefSeq lists its product as uncharacterized. Bases 256 to 687 code for a protein of 143 amino acids. The transcript has 4 exons. NCBI's taxonomy places the organism in Eukaryota, Viridiplantae, Streptophyta, Magnoliopsida, Rosales, Cannabaceae. The record is from RefSeq and is a predicted model, not a curated record.
GACUUCAGGCAUCUGCAAAUGUGAGAGGCCAGGUUCAGUCCACAAAAAGAAUUUUUGCAAGUUCUAUAGUUCUGCCGAAAGUCCCACAUUGCUAAGCUAACAUAUACUAGAAGCUUUUAUAUGGUUACCUUAUAACUUAUGUUCGUCCCUUCGGGACAUCAGAUAAAAUUGUAACUCUACGGAGAAGAUUAGCAUGCCCCCUGUACGACACGCACAAAACGAGAAAUGGUAUAAUUUUAUUUCUUCCUACAUUUGAUGAUUCUUCUUCUCGUUAACUUAAUAUUUCUUCCAAAUUCCACGUUUCUUCUUUACUAUGGUUGGGGCUUCCUCAGAUUAGAGAGUGCUCCUCCACCACCUUUCCCUUCAUCUGCCGAUCCAGCCAUAGCCGAGUUGACAAGGAUGGAAGGCCAAGAGAACGUUAAGCAUCUUGAGGACUGCUCUGUCUCCAAUGCAUUGGGGACUUGGGUAUUCUCUGUAGCAGGGGCAUUGUUAGCUAUUCCUGUGGGAAUAAAAAGGAAAUCUUUAGCGCCUCUGGUGUUCUUUGGUACAACUGGUACGAUGCUCGAUAUCAUUAUGGGAAUAACUGCCUGCGAAAGAGAGCACGCAGAGCGCCAAAUGAAGCUAUUAGAAGCCCAAAACUCACCAAAUGAUGGUAGUCUCACCUCUGAAAGUGGAGGCGAGUCUUAGUUUCAUUCAUUUUUAGCUAUGUUCUCAGUGUGUGCUGUUCCAUUUGGUUAGUCUGAAUUACCCAGUAUUUUGAUUCACUCUAUAUAAGUGUAAUUGUACACAUAAGCAUUACCUGUGAGUAAGGAGCAUAUAUUGGUUUCUUUUUUCUUUUCAGUUGUGUUUCGUGAUUUGUCUUGAGCUGUUUGUGGGAGAGUAGAUUGCAAAAGUGUUUUUAUUUCUGCCGACUCUGGUUUUGGUAUGAACGAAAAUUGGAGAGCAGCUGCAUAAUUUUUACUAGGACGAGAUUAAAUGAAAUGUAAUCUAGAGGCUUUUUACUUUGGUUUGAUGAUAUGCUUGGUUUAGGAAUAUGGUAUUCAAACAGAAACCAUUUCAAAAGGUCAUCGGCAAGCUUAUCUCUCAAGUCUCUUUAUUAACA